UGCCAUCUACAACAAAUGGCAAAUAUAGUUUAUCUAUUGUUGACUCUUUUAACCAUCACUACCUUUGCAACAAGAUGUCUAGCCACAACCUACACGGUUGGCGACUCGAUGGGCUGGGACAUAAGCACCGACGUCGAUUCAUGGGCCAAAGACAAACAUUUUGUCGUCGGUGAUGUUCUUUUGUUUCAAUUUUCAUCAAGUCAUAGUGUGGCUGAGGUGAACCGAGACAGUUACCAGGGGUGCAACACGACCAACGUACUACAACCGAGUAGUAGUAAUGGGAGCACAACAUUCGCUUUGACAAAGCCCGGUGAUAGGUACUUUGUAUGCGGUAACAGGCUACAUUGCUAUGCUGGAAUGAAGCUACACGUGGUUGUCGAUGGAAAAGCGGCAGAAGGGCCUGUAGCAGCAGCCCCAGAGCCGCAGGCUGGUGGCGAUUCCACCACUACUACUACUGCUACUACUACUACUGCUACUACUACUACAACCCCUACCACCACCACCACCACCACUAACACCCCUUCGAAAAAUAAAAAACCUUCAUCACUUGUCCCUAAUUCAGUCGUUUCUGUGCCUACCGGAUUAAAGUCAUUUGUUUUCGUCGGUUUUACAUGUAUCCUAUCUUGGAUUAUUUAAGAACUUUGUAUUGUUUUGAAGUUUGCUUUUGGUAUGUUAUAUCUGUUAAGUAAAGGUUUAUGUUGUUGAGUUGUUGCUAUAUCAAACAACUUUAACAUAUAUCCAGUGUUUUGAACAUUGGACCAGUCAUCUUAUUGGUUCACUCUUUAGCUAUACAAGACUACUUUUUAUUGA
Helianthus annuus (common sunflower) is the source of this 810-nucleotide messenger RNA. RefSeq names its product blue copper protein. Lineage: Eukaryota; Viridiplantae; Streptophyta; Magnoliopsida; Asterales; Asteraceae. The record is from RefSeq and is a predicted model, not a curated record. Bases 16 to 636 code for a protein of 206 amino acids. Gene Ontology annotation, molecular function: electron transfer activity. Gene Ontology annotation, cellular component: plasma membrane. The transcript is spliced from 2 exons.